Messenger RNA from Pyricularia oryzae 70-15, 2790 nucleotides. RefSeq lists its product as uncharacterized. The record is from RefSeq and is a predicted model, not a curated record. NCBI's taxonomy places the organism in Eukaryota, Fungi, Ascomycota, Sordariomycetes, Magnaporthales, Pyriculariaceae. The transcript is spliced from 2 exons. Bases 676 to 1989 code for a protein of 437 amino acids.
UCCCCUUCCCCAUCCCUCCAACAUGUUUGCUCUAUCCUUGGGUCAAGUACUUGACAUGAACUUUUCGUCAUAAAAGACACUGACUGUUUCAAAUCACGAUAAUUAUCACACCUGGAUUCCUCGAAUAUCGACCCUCGUUGUUUCCAGUCAGUUGGUAGCUGUGUACCUAAACCGCUUUGGUCAAUCAUCACUUUUAAACUUUGCACAUCAUCGACGCUAUAUCGACAGCUUAUCCCACCGAGCGGCCUUGUAUUUACGGUUGAGACUUUCUGCGUACUACCAAAGUUACUCCUGGCCCUUACCUCGUUGGGACGCCACCCCAUCGCCCACCGAAUAACUGCUUGGAAAGGGGAGGAUUACUAAAGACCUCUGGAUACCUACCUUUUGUUCCUAGCAAUAGCCAGCUACUUUUAGGACGCGUUACCACUUUGUUCAGCUUCUUACGCCGCUCCCCUCAAGCUUUGUUGUCCAUCCAUAUUCGCCCGUUUGCACAUUUGCCAGUCAAACACAUUGAGGCCGCAGUCUGCAAGAUAUUGCUUUUGCAGGCCUCCUUUGACGUUCGAACACAACAGAAGCUAGGCAGAGAAGGCCUGGUUUCCUAGCAUCCACUGACGAUCUUUUGAUCAACCUGCUGGGUACCAAUUUGUUGUUACACAUUUCUUUCGCACAUUCAAGAUGCCCAGGAGAUAUCCCGAGACUUCAGGCUCCAAGAAGCCCAUGAAGACUGAGCGAUCCCAUGAAGAGAACCAAGAGCGGGCGUAUAUCGCCGCCUCCAGACGAUCAGACCGAAGCCUUGAAGCGCGCGUUGCAUCCGCACGCCUUGCUUCGGAGAUACACAAGAAACGUACAGGAAAGGGGUUCAAGAUCACAGAGGAGAUAGUCUCGAAGGAGGAGAUGUACGAGGAGGAGGAAGAUGACAUCCCUAUGAGCAUCCGCGCAAGCUUGGGAUCAUCACUUCAUACCAGCUCAGCACACUUCAAUGCCCGGAUGGACGCCUACGUCGCGAAGCACAUGGGCAUGGCACAGAUGGCAAGAGAGCUCGAGAUUGGCCAACAGUUCGAACAACAUUUCCCUGGCUUUAGCAGCAUGAACUCUCGGGCACGGAUGAUGCAGCAGCAGCAGCAGAUGCAACAGCAGGCUCAAUACCACCAAGCUGUGCAACCACAGCAGCAAAUGAUGCCUCAAAAUACCCGACACCUCUCAUAUGCACAGCAGGAUAUGCCAAGCCGCGACUUCUCCCAAUCGCCUACUUCAGAUGUUCACUCCCAGUUCCAGUCACCAGUGACGCGGACUACCUCCCUGAGCGAGACAUCUUGCAGUCCACAGGCAUCUUAUGUGCGCCGUCAUACCGUCCCCGCGGACGGCAUGGACAACACUGCGGACGUCGAGAGGAUGAGGAUGAUGAGUUGUCAGCGCCACAACUCAAAUGAGACCGUUUCCACACCCGCAUUGACAACAGCAUCGGGAGGAGACUCGCCCCAGGCCCACCUGCAUACGCCCGAGCUUAACGUCGCGAACCCCUACAUGACGACGGAUACCCUUCGCCCGAUGGUUCCUACAGCACCCAUCGUCAACGGCAACUCGGUCUUCACUUCCCAGCUCCCUGCCAACGUGGAGCAGAUGCUUUCAGGUCCUUGGGUAGACUACAGCAUGACUUACCGUCACUCUUCGGUCGAGGCACAACAGUCACCUUUGACAGGACACCAUGGAGACCAGGAAAUAGACCAGCUUCCGGAGUGGCUGCAGACUGACCCGGAUCAGAAGACACACCACAGCUACCUCCACACCACGAGUGCCGAGGCUCACGGUUGCAACGACGCUUUUGCGAGCCCGAUCGGCGUGAACCACAUGUUCCAAGACGAUGGAACAUUUGGCGGUGUCACCGAUGGACUCGGCGAGGAUAUGAACUACAGCCUUGAAGAAAUGGACAUGGACCAGUACUUCAACUUCGAGUCAUUCAAUACGAUACCGACGCAGCCCCAGACUUGAAAGGUUGAUAAUCGUUUGAUUAAAGGAUCGGGAGUCUUGUCCAUUCGACCUGUCGCUACUAAUAAGCUCAACCUCCGAAUUUGAGAGCGCCGAGGCUUCGAGCCCAAGUCAACAUAAUGUACAUCUACGACACCAAAAGUCUUGUUUCUGCUUUUUUUUCUCGAAUUCAAAGUUGAAGAAAACAGCUAUUCAUUUACAAUACCGCAGCUCCAACAAUAGUUUUCGGGACCUCGGAUUUCAUUGAACAACAAACCGAGACCAUACGCAAUUUUCGAGCCCAACAGUCACGGAGGCCGGCUGAAUUCGGUUCUUCAAUUCCAGACCACUCACAGUACCAGUGGUCUCAUGUCGUCACCCAGCUUUGGGCUGAUAUUUUGGGCAUUCGUCCCAUUUUUUUUUCUCAUCACGGAGGAAAUAUGUAAGGAAAAUGCAAAGGGAUAUAAACAGGCAUGCACGGCAUCGAGUAUUUUGGCUCGAGAUUAUGAGAGUUACGCAAGGAGUUUUGGGCGCACGCAUACAUGAUGGAUUUGCAUUUCAAGGGAUAAAGAAGAAAUCACCUUGAUCGAUAUACGGACGGGCUAGUUUUCUCCUUGUCCUUCCUUUUUGACUUUUUUUUAUAGCAGGCCGUGGACCAUGUUCUAUGUGCUUUUCUGCUUUUGUACUAUUAAGGCCUUUGAGCCUUCAAGGGACUUAAAUCAGAUACCCCGCCUCCGUUACGGAGGAAACAAAGUUGACCGCCCGAUGGGUUAAUACAAUCAAGGUUAGCUUGAAAAUAUACAAUUGAAAUUUGUUCGACGGUCG